This is a messenger RNA of Chrysoperla carnea, 2395 nucleotides long. Its product is annotated as solute carrier family 15 member 1-like. Gene Ontology annotation, biological process: oligopeptide transport; transmembrane transport. Lineage: Eukaryota; Metazoa; Arthropoda; Insecta; Neuroptera; Chrysopidae. Gene Ontology annotation, cellular component: membrane. Gene Ontology annotation, molecular function: dipeptide transmembrane transporter activity. The transcript is spliced from 12 exons. The coding region runs from base 173 to 2389 and encodes 738 amino acids. The record is from RefSeq and is a predicted model, not a curated record.
UUAAGUGCUUUAAAAAUUUGUGUAUAGUGUUUGUAUAGUGAAUUUAGUGCCUUCACUGAAUAGUUUACCUAUAAUUCCAGUUAUUUCUAGACUUAAGUUUAUAAGCAGUAAUGUAAAUAUUAACAAUCAGUGUGUUUUUGUGGUAAAUUCCAAAUUUUGUGGAAAAUAAAAUAUGGAGAAUAAACAAGAAUCAAAAUUAUUACCUGCUGAAGAAGCAUUAAUACCAAAAGUUGUUCCAGAAAAAAAUAAUAGUGUAGCACUUUCCAAAAGCAAAGAUGCCAAAAAAGAAACGCAAAUAUUACCUAAAAAUGAUUCGGAAAAACAGUUAGAAGAGCCAGUAAACUAUCCAAAAUCAGUAUUUUUUAUUCUUCCAUUUACAAUAUCCGAAAGAUAUUCAUUCCAUGCGAUUCGAACACUUUUGACCAUCUACUUAUGUGAUAAAUUUGGAAUGGACAAUGAUGGUGCUACAACUAUUUUUCAUUCAUUCACAAUGUUCGCGUAUUUUUUCCCAAUAUUUGGUGCCAUGAUUGCGGAUAGUUGGCUUGGAAAAUUCAAGACAAUAUUUUUUAGUUCUCUCAUUUAUAUAGUAGGAGUAUUAACGGUUUCGACAGGGAGUCUACCAGUAUUAUUUAAUGUUCAAUCUAGUUUAAUCGUCACAAUAAUAGGAUUAUUAUUAGUGGCAAUGGGUACAGGCGGUAUUGUACCAUGUAUAUCGGCAUUUGGUGGCGACCAAUUUAUCGUACCACAACAAGAGCGACAACUUGUUGAAUUCUUUUCAAUAUUUUUUGUAUUUGUAAAUAUUGGUGUACUGGUAUCACGUUUUAUAUCACCAGUAUUGCGUGGUGAUGUACAUUGUUUUGGGGAAGAUAGUUGUUAUACAUUAGCGUUUUCUGUACCAGCAAUUCUUAUGGGUAUAUCAUCUGUGUUUUAUUUGUUUGCACGAAAUAGAUAUAUUAUCAAACAACCGCAAGGAAAUAUGGUUGUUCAAGUAUUCAAAUGUAUUAAGUAUGCAAUAUCACGUAAAAAGUUAAUGAAAAAGUACAAACGUAAAAAUCAUUGGUUGGAUUAUGCCGAUGAUAAAUACGACAAACCAUUUAUUGAUGGUGUAAAAACAGUGUUACAAGUUCUAGUAUUAUAUAUACCGUUACCAAUAUUUUGGGCAUUAUUCGAUCAAGAAGGUUCACGUUGGACUUUACAAGCAAAACAAAUGAAUGGACAAAUUGGUAGUUUUACAAUAAAACCAGAUCAAAUGCAAACAUUAAAUCCACUAUUCUGUUUAAUUCUAAUUCCAUUAUUUGAUAAAGUUAUUUAUCCAGCAUUUGCGAAAUAUAAUUUAUUGAAACGUCCAUUAAAACGAAUCUUUUUUGGUGGAUUAUUAGCGGCAUGUGCGUUUAUUAUUUCUGGUACUGUGGAAAUUGCAUUACAGAGAACCUACAAUAAAUUACCAGGAGAUGGUUUAAGUGAAUUACGAAUUUACAAUGGAUACGAUUGCCCAUUAAAUGUGUCCUUCCAUAAAAAUGGAACUAAUAUUAUUAUAAAUAAUUUAGAUUCAUACGUUUUAAAAGAUAUUCAAUAUUCAAGACAUACAUGGCGUAAUAAAAUACCAUAUAGUGUGGAAUGUGAUUGUUGCGGAAAAUUUGAAAAUGAACACAAUUUUAAAACAUUUAAUGAAGAUCAAUCGUCGUUCUUCUUUAAACAAGGUGCGGAAAAUGAUACUUCAGAAAUGGUUUAUUUCCAUGAUAAUACCGAUGAAGCAAAAGCACAUGGAAUGCCACAAUUAAGAGUUCUUGUAAAUUCACUAGAAGAUUACGAUAUUCAAAUUCGUAAACACCAUGAUACUUUACAUAAGUUUAAUUCAAAAAAUUUCGAUAAUCAGCAUGUAUUUCUACCAGAUCAAUACGAAUUAUAUAUAAAUGAGGAAAAAGUCAAAGAUUUAGAUCUGAUACUUGGCGAAGUGUAUACAUUAAUCAUUGAUCCAGACGAAGAAUCCGGCGCCUUUGCAAUGAAUAUGGUAAAAGAAGAUAAACCAGAAACACUACAUAUGUUAUGGUUAUUACCGCAAUAUUUGGUUAUGGCUGUUGGUGAAGUAAUGUUCUCUGUAACUGGUUUAGAAUUUUCAUAUUCACAAGCUCCAGCCAGUAUGAAAUCUGUAUUACAAGCUUUCUGGUUACUCACAACGGCGUUUGGUAAUAUGAUUGUUGUUAUCAUAGCUGGUGUUAAAAUUUCUGAGUCUCAAUCGAUUGAAUUUUUCUUCUUUGCUGCAUUAAUGUUUUUGACAAUGAUUAUUUUCUUUAUAUUAUCACGAUCGUUUAAGUAUGCUGAUAAAGAAAAGAAACAAAAUGUUGUUAAUGAGUAUCAAUCAUGGAUGGAACUUUCACAAAUGAAAUAAAUACAA